AUGCUUUGGCCACGCAACGACGCCUCUGUACGUGCCGCCUUUGAGGCGGACAUUGAAAAUGUUCACCUGCUGUACGACUACGAUGCCGAGAAUCCGGAAACUGGCGCACCCGAGAAAUGGCGCUAUGAAAUGUGGUUCCGUUCGGACAACCGCAUCGUCUACGCCAUCCACGGCGGACCAAUGGCAGGACGUCUGAACUACCAAACUGCCGACUACCAAUGCAUCCGCCCCGGCGAACUAUGGCAAUGCAACUGGCUCGAAGAAACAGGCACCACAUGCUCGCUCGUGUACGAUAUCCAGAACCAAAAAAUCACCACGAUGCUCAACUUUAGCAAAGGUCACUGGGAAUACGCCGACAAGGCACACGGUGACAAGAGGAACCCAGACGAUUUCCACCGCUGGAGAGACUUGGCCAAGAUCGGCAUACAGACCGACAGAAAGAUUCUAAACGACCAGGCCAACAUCUUGCAAUCCUUCAAGGGCAAGGGCGAUCUGCAAGACAUCGAUCUCGACGCUCCUACACUUUGA
Molecule: messenger RNA, 528 nt
Organism: Mycosarcoma maydis (corn smut)
Lineage: Eukaryota; Fungi; Basidiomycota; Ustilaginomycetes; Ustilaginales
Exons: 1
Coding region: 1-528 (175 amino acids)
Molecular function (GO): carboxy-lyase activity
Source: RefSeq, a predicted model, not a curated record